UUCUGUGAAUUUAUUGUCUUAAAAAAUUGGCAAAUAUGGCCAUUUUGACAUAUUUGCCAAAUAUUAGCAUAUGGCAACUAUGCUCUUAAUUUGUUAAGUCACCAACUGUUGGUGAUGACUGUUAAAAUAACAAGAGCACAGCUGUCACCAAUCCUUACACUAUUGGAUCCUUACACUAUUGUUAUUUUCAAUAAUGCCCCAUAGUCAGACGUUGUAGACUUAACCACUGAGCUGCUCACAAAAUUACUAGAUCAUUGUGAAAUACGUAACUGGAAAUUCUGGGCUUUAAAGUCUCCAGUUAUAAUUAAAUGGGUGAUUUUGAAAAUUGUGGUGGCUGUUCAGACAUUUUCAAAUGAGACUAGAACGCAUUUGUUUCAGACCGAUAAGCUGCAGAAGGUUAGAUAACACCAAAUACAUUUGGGUUUCUCCUUAGAAAAUGAUUUGGGCCUCCAGAUUACAUCUCAUUUUUUUUUACCCUAUCAAGUUUGUUUUUCCAUAUGAAAUGUCUUUUCCAACUACACCUGCCCUUGGAGACUGUGAAUAACAGACUUAAAGGAAGUAUCCUUUCCAGAUGAGCUGAAGAAUGUCAUCCUCUUAAAAGAAUGAACAGCUGGUCAUGUAGAAAUUCUCUGGAAUGCUCACUUGUCCUACAAAGGCAGGGGGCAGAAAGCAUGUUUGUAGUUUUUUUGUUAUUGGUAUACAUAAUUGUAAAUCUUUGAGACAUAAUUUUACUAGAAAUCCUCAUAAUUUUAAUAAUUGCCAUUCUCCUGGAAAGAUGGCUAAUCAGUUAACAAUGUGAAGGUUAGAAAGCUGGCCAAGCAUAAUUUAGUGGGAUUCAGGAUUGCUGGCUGGAUUGUCCCGUUUGAUCAGACCAUGUUUCUUAGAUGAAGAUUCAGGACGCCCUCGUGUAUAAAACUUAUCCUUUCUUCUGAUUAGGUUGGUAUUAAGUUCGAAUUUCUUACCAUGACACACAAAGGAUUCGACUCUUGCUUAGCUGUCUAAGCUCCUCUCACUUUCUCUUCCCCUCUUGAAUUCUUUGCUCUUGCCACACAACUAGCAGAUGAGCUAAUCUAUCUGUUCCAAUGUGGGCACAGUAGCAGCCCUUCCUCUUACCUUGGCCCACUCUGACUUGUCCAGCCCUGGUUUAAGUCUUCGUGAGGGUCCGCACAUAGUUGGGGCUGUUUACUAAACGGAUGAAUUUCCCUACCGGGAGGCUAGGUCUCCGUUAUGCUUUAAUUCCCAGGAAGCGGCUUCUAUAGGCAUUGUUUAAAUGUAAGGACUAGGAGGAAGCUGGGGGUAUUGCAUUCCCCAGGUCACAGAUAAAUGAGAUUCCAAAACCAACAUCUGGCUAGGCGCUUGGAAAGAGGGAGCCGCGAGGUCGACCAGGCGUUUAGAACUGUGCCUUGCAGUGUGGGAUCUCAGUACCGGAUAUUAUCCCGGUUUGUAGAGAGUUACUGUUUAAGAGACGAUGAACACCGUAAGGACGGGUCAAGAAGAAAGCCGAAGACGGGUUAGCGCCUCCGGUCGAAGUAGAGAAAAGGCAGGCGAAAUGCGACUUGACGUGGGUCCGCCUUUCUCCACCCGUGGCAAACCCGACAGUCGCACCAUUGCUUUAACAGUCGCCCUCUUUCCAAGAAGAGCUAAUUAGUGACCGUGAGCGAAUAUGCCUGGGAAGACACGAUGUCCUCUCGGCCUCUGUGCGCUCACUUGUUUACCUAGGCGUCCGGGGGAGGCACACUCGCGGGACUCGCGAGCCUCGGCCCCGGCCUCCCGGCUCACCCAGGCUACGACGCUGGUUCUGCCGGCUCUCGGAGCCAAGCGCGAAUCCCCAGGGCUAAUUCCCAAGAACGGAGAGAGAGCACAGCCUGGAGGCUGCCCCCGCCUCCGCGCCCCUGUCCUCACUUUCUGAGGCUGUUAGCAGAAAGCCCCGCGGGCCGGGGAGAGGCGGGACGCGGGGGAUGGCUUCGCAGCGCCCUGUGAGCGUCGGCAUUAGUCGUCAGGCAGCCAGGACUCCUUGGGCGAUCGCCCUGGGUGGAGGAGAGGAGUUUCCGGGGCUCGGGUCCGGGUCGCCUUCCAGGGGAACAAGCGCGGAAGCAAGUGGGCGGCGAGAGGCGGAGCGAGGGACGCGGGGGGCGUGGACGCAGCCGGCUUUGGAAAGGCCCCAAGUUAAUGAGGCGUGCGCCGGUUGCCGAGCGCCUUUCGGAGCUGGGCUUUCCCCCGUGGUGCGGGCGCCAGGAGCCGCCUUUUCCGCUGGGUGUCACUCGGGGGUGGGGAAGAUGGCCCAUUCAAAAGCGCCGCGAGGGGGCCCGGCCAGUGCCCUUCAGUGAGCGCUCGCAAGAGGACGGCAGAGGCCCGGCAGCUCGCGGCUCCGGGACCUUGUGGCGCAUCAGGACGCGGCUGUCCCUCUGCCGGGACCCACAGCCGCCGCCGCCGCUCUGCCUCCUGCGUGUUAGCCUCCUCUGCGCGCUCCGGGCAGGCGGCCGUGGGAGCCGCUGGGGCGAGGACGGCGCGCGGCUGUUGCUGCUGCCCCCGGCCCGCGUGGCUGGAAACGGAGAGGCCGAGCCAAGCGGCGGCCCCUCUUAUGCUGGGAGGAUGCUGGAGAGCAGCGGCUGCAAAGCGCUGAAGGAGGGCGUGCUGGAGAAGCGCAGCGACGGGUUGUUGCAGCUCUGGAAGAAAAAGUGCUGCAUCCUCACCGAGGAGGGGCUGCUGCUCAUCCCCCCCAAGCAGCUGCAACACCAGCAGCAGCAACAGCAGCAGCAGCAGCAGCAGCAGCAACAACAGCCCGGGCAGGGGCCGGCCGAGCCGUCCCUACCCAGUGGCCCCGCUGUCGCCAGCCUCGAGCCGCCGGUCAAGCUCAAGGAACUGCACUUCUCCAACAUGAAGACCGUGGACUGUGUAGAGCGCAAGGGCAAGUACAUGUACUUCACUGUGGUGAUGGCAGAGGGCAAGGAAAUCGACUUUCGGUGCCCGCAAGACCAGGGCUGGAACGCCGAGAUCACGCUGCAGAUGGUGCAGUACAAGAAUCGUCAGGCCAUCCUGGCGGUCAAGUCCACGCGGCAGAAGCAGCAGCACCUGGUCCAGCAGCAGCCCCCCUCGCAGCCGCAGCCGCAGCUCCAGCCCCAACCCCAACCCCAACCCCAGCCUCAGCCUCAGCCUCAGCCUCAGCCGCAACCCCAGCCCCAGUCACAACCCCAGCCUCAGCCCCAACCCAAGCCUCAGCCCCAGCAGCUCCACCCGUAUCCGCAUCCACAUCCACAUCCACAUCCACACUCUCAUCCGCACUCGCACCCACACCCUCACCCGCACCCGCACCCGCACCAAAUACCACACCCGCACCCACAGCCGCACCCGCAGCCGCACGGACACCGGCUUCUCCGCAGCACCUCCAACUCUGCCUGAAGGGGGCAGCUCCCGGGCCAGACAAGGUUUUGAGGACUUGAGGAAGUGGGACGAGCACAUUUCUAUUGUCUUCACUUGGAUCAAAAGCAAAACAGUCUCUCCGCCCCGCACCAGAUCAAGUAGUUUGGACAUCACCCUACUGAAAACUUGUGAUUCGUCUUAGUUUUCUGCAUACUUUUCAUCACGAUGCAGGAAACGAUUUCGACUCAAGAAGACUUUUAUUUAUGAACCUUUGAAAGGAUCGUCUAGUAUGGUGAAUUUUCUAGGAGCGAUGAUGUACUGUAAUUUUAUUCUAAUGUAUUUUGAUUUAUGAUUAUUUAUUAGUUUUUUUUUUAAAAUGCUUGUUCUAAGACAUUUCUGAAUGUAGGCCAUUUUCCAAAAAGGAAACUUUAUUUUCAAAAACCUAUUCCAUAGUAAGUCCUAGUCUUGGAAAAUAAAAAAGGGCGGUGGAGGGGAAAACAUUUAAGAAUCUAGUCAUUAUUCCUGGAGUACUUUCAGAAGGUAUGACACUUUCAUUGUUAUGCCAAGUGAUUGAAAUUAAAACUCCGAUACUACUAUUUUUGAGGAUUUUUGUUUUUGUUUUUGCUUAGACAUAUAGUUUGUCUAGAAGUUUAAAAAAGCUAAAAGUUCAAAAUGGUGUAAUUAUGAAUAUCUAAUGCUCAAGAUAGUUUCUAAAAGGAAAUCAGUAGUAGGGAUACCUGAUUUCAAAAUAUUUAAAACAUAACCUAACUGAUGAUGGUAGGAUGAUUGUAUCUUGAAUAUGUGGUAGGGCCACAUCUACUGUAGGAAAACCUCUUAUCAUCUGUGUGUAAAGGGCUUAACAAGGAGAAGAGGUCUUUCGAUUGAUUUAUGAGUAUAAAUGCAUUUGCUGUUUCAUUUCAAAAAUGUUGUGGAGGGAAAUAGUAUAUUUAACUUGUAUAAGAGAAUAUUUGUGCUCCUGUCCAGGCUGCAGGACCUUUCUCCGAGAGCUUUGCACACUUGAACCACAUUUUCUGAUCCCUUUACUUUGUUUUAGAAGCACACUGAAAAAUCUCGUUGUUUAAAGUACAAUGUGUAAAUAUUUCAAAGGUCUAGGCGUCAUAACUUCUUGUUUUCAUACUGAAAAUGAUGUUGAUCAGAGAAACCAACUGUUUUGCUUUUCAUUGCUCUGUGAGAAAUUUGAGGAUUCUGUUUUGUUGUUAGGUUAGCUAAAUCAGAAAUCGAAAAGGAAAAGACUGGAUAAACACAGGAUUUUCAGUAAGAAAACAACCCCAGUCUUGUCUUAGAAGCCACUUGUUGAGGAGUCUGUAGGGGGAAAAAAGAGGAUGUGCUUUUAAAGGUAGAACAAACCUUCUUCUGUGUUAAAUCAAAAGGAUGUUCAAAAUCCACCAGGGCAGAUGCUACUUAAGUUUAAAUGGAGCCAUAGAUGAUACAAAGUCCUCUUGGGGCUGAAAAUCACUUCCUAUCUACAUGGCUUUACUAACUGGUUUCUGUUUUCCAUUAUCUUUUUCACAGAAAGUCUUGGUCAGUAUUUUUCCAGCAUUUAAAUUGAAACGGUCAGUAUCAGACCACUGCCAGGUUAUGUAGUCAAGAAAUAAAAAUAGAAUUACAUGCUACAGAUGUCUUUAUUCUCCUUCCAUCUAGAAAGGAGUUCCAAGGGCAAAGUACUUUUUAGUGCAAUAGUUAAAUGACAUUUUGAGAUCAUAACUCUUAUCCAAAAAGUUGCAGGGAAAAUUAAAUAGUUUUCCCCUAUUAAGCAAAUGGCAAACAAAACUUAAGUGGACCCCCACUUCCAGUGGUUAUUUAGGUUGCAGUUGUGAAAAUAUGCUGCCAACAUUUAAAAACUCAUUUCAUGUGUAUAUAUGUAUAUGCAUAUAUGAAUAUGCAUGUACAUAUACAUAUAUGAGAACAUGUAUGUACACAUAUAUGCACAUACAUGAAUAUGUAUAUAUGUGUAUGUAUGUAUAUAUGUAUAUGAAAUGAGAGCCGGAUCUAAAGAUUUCUUAAAUCAAGUUUGGUUCAGCUUCCUUAGAAGUACGGCUGUACUUUUUGAGGAGUGCCUCAUAGUACUAUACUUUUAAUGCAUGCAAAUCAUAACAACUCCAAAUGAACCACAGUUUUUUUCCCAAUGGAGGAUUUUUCUUUUAAAUUCUUGUACUAAAAAUUAAAAAAUCCAUACCAAAUACUUUACAAAUUAAGAUUGGUGUAGGUUUUAAAAAAGGCAUUUGUAUGUUGUUAGCUUACAUAUGGGGAUAGGUAAUUUCAUUGCUUAAAAAAAUAUGCCCAGGCUCCCUCUUGGUGGCUGGAUUUCCUUUUUUUCCCCCCAUGGUGGCCAUGGUUCUUAAUAGGGCCACCAGAAUCAUGGUUUCUUUUCUUUUCUUUUUUUUUUUUUUUGAGAUGGGGUCUCACUCUGUCGCGCAGGCUAGAGUGCAGUGACACAAUCUCGGCUCACUGCAACCUCUGCCUCCUGGGUUCAAGCAAUUCUCCUGUCUCAGCCUUCUGAAUAGCUGGGACUACAGGCGCAUGCCACUAUGUCCAGCUAAUUUUUGUAUUUUUAGUAGAGAUGGGGUUUCACCAUAUUGGUCAGGCUGGUCUCGAACUCCUGACCUCAGGUGAUCCACCUGCCUUGGCCUCCCAAAGUGCUAGGAUUACAGGCGUGAGCCACCAUGCCCUGCCCCAGAAUAACGGUUUCUUGACUUUCCAUAGCCCUUGUUCCUUAGUCUUUUGUGAUAUUUAUGUUGACCUUUAUCACUUUCUAUUCUGAACCCCUCUUAGCAUUUAAUGUGAAAUCUAAGAAAUCAGAGAGAAGUAGAAUGGCUUUUAUUGUUUUGACACCUUUGAAAUUAUUAUUAAUAAUUUUUCCAGAGCAAAAAAGCAAACACGCUCAGUAAGUCUAACCAAAACAAAAUAUAAAUGUACAUCAUUUAAUGUCUCAGUGCCUCUAUCUACCUGUAAGAAAAUGAUACAAACCACCUAAGGUAUUUUGAAGCCUGACAAAUCAACUUCAUGGAAAAAGGUAAAAAAUGCAUUUUUCAACCCAAGGAAAAGAUGACCGAAAGGGCAGAUCCAAUAGAAGACCCACUCCUUAAAUAAACAUAAAAUGUAAAAAGUUGAAAAAUUAGGAGUAAUGUUCCAUCUGGAAACUGAACUUUUUAUCCUUGAACUUGUGUUGGCACCAAGCCUCAUACACAGUGAGCUCAAUAACUGUCUGUUGGGACAAACGAAGGAAGGACAAAAUGUGUAACUCCCCAGCAUCUGGGAGAUGGUGUCUCUUGCCUCGCUGAGUGUUCCUUUUAUUUGCUCUCAUGUCAUUCCCUGAGAACAAUGAAUUCUGGGACAGGCUAAACAUCAUGACAAAAUUUCUUAAACAGACUUUCUAAGUGGAAAUCCAUUUAGAUCUGUGUAUGCUCUAUGGGGAGUGCUGACGUCAGAGAGUAAACGUCUAUAAGGGGCCCUUUUAAAAUGAACAUUUUCCUCAUUGGGAUUCUCUAAUCAUGUAGAAAUCAAACCAUCUUUAUAAUUUCACUUCAGAUGUUUAUGGUUUUGUGUUUUUGUCUCCAAUGAUGGUAAAAAUAAAAAACACACAUUACUUAAAGGAGUUUCCCUCACAUGUAAACACUGUUAGGAAGUCUGGAUUAAGUUGAAAGUCUUGUUUUAACUAUUCUUUUCUCUCAUAUACCAAACACUCUGUAUUUCUCUUAAAGAAGCUCUUUAAGAGAAAGCUCUAAUUUUAAAUCUGACAGUAAAGUUUGCUGCAAGUGUAUGAGUUCAAACACAUCCCUUGUUUUCUGUCCCUAGGGGAAAAGUCAUCUGGUGUUAGCUUGGCUCCUGUGUUAAUAUUAUAUUCAGUAGCAGGCUUAGAAGAGUGGUCUAAGACUUGAACCUGGAGCAGUUUUAUAGCACAGAAUCCUAUGAAGAUAGGACUGUGAGCAUUUGUUUUCUUUUUUUUGUGUGUCAAACUAAUUGGCUUUUGCUUUAGCAAUAAAAUGUCCUCAACAGAAUAAAUUUUAAAUGUGAAAAUUAUAGAUCUUGGUAUUGAAUCCAUCAGUGAUUCAAGAGAUACACCUAUUUGCCUAAAACAACAUAAGAUGUAUUAGUUAUGGAAUUACGUGUUGGAUAGGUUCUUAAGACCUGUUUCCUCAAUUCUUGACACAGUUUUCAAGGGUGGCUUUUUGACUUGCAUGGUUGGGCAGAUAAUCCAGAUUUAUCUAAGAUUGGGUAAAAAAAUGAUCUGUGACUUUGCUGGCAGGGCAUUUGCUAAAUGGAGUACAGGAUCUAACAGGGUUUUCUUAGGGCAAUAUUGUCCAAUGAAGGAAGCAAAAGGACUCUGGGUUAGAAGCAUCUGCACAAAAGCUGGUAAGACCUACUCUCCACUGCUCUGCAGCUGGUCAGUUGAUGGCAGGCUGAGCAGUGGGGAAGCAGGUUUUAACAACAGGUAGUCCUUCCAGGUCACUGUAUAUUGAGAAGAAACAUAAAACUAUUUUCUGUUACAUUCCGAGGUCAGCCUUCUUCUUAACGUUUUAUAGUAUACAAACGCCAGCUUCUGGAAAGCAAGUGUCAUCAUGUACCAAAUGCUUUAUACACCAUCACAUUCAUGAAUUUUUUAGCAUGGUCAGAACUUGUGUAAAUAUGUCUCUUAGAUGAUUUUGGGGAGAUGUGAUUUAUUUUUCAUAUUUUCAAAAUGCAUUCCAUUUCAAAUAAAGUAUCUAUUGAGACAACCGA
This is a messenger RNA of Cercocebus atys (sooty mangabey), 8100 nucleotides long. It is a transcript of the gene PHLDA1, whose product is annotated as pleckstrin homology-like domain, family A, member 1. The record is from RefSeq and is a predicted model, not a curated record. Gene Ontology annotation, molecular function: phosphatidylinositol phosphate binding. The transcript is spliced from 2 exons. Gene Ontology annotation, biological process: positive regulation of apoptotic process. NCBI's taxonomy places the organism in Eukaryota, Metazoa, Chordata, Mammalia, Primates, Cercopithecidae. Bases 2170 to 3399 code for a protein of 409 amino acids. Gene Ontology annotation, cellular component: nucleus.